AUGGCUCGGUUAAAUGGAACAACUAUGGGAAUAUGGGAGCCUUUUGAGAGUUUAGGGUGGUGGUGCAUGAUGGUUCUUGGUCUUGGGGCACUGUUGUACCUUAUGACCCGAAAGAAGAAGACAAGGCCCAUAUCUCCACCCCCUUUGGCUCUACUUCUCGGCAAAGGAUCGAAGAAGGUCCUAGCUCCCAUGAUAGGGAGGAGCGGAGGACAAAGGCAAGACAUGAAGCUAGAAGGCAGAGGAUUGAAGAAAAGGGG
Ilex paraguariensis (yerba mate) is the source of this 257-nucleotide messenger RNA. Lineage: Eukaryota; Viridiplantae; Streptophyta; Magnoliopsida; Aquifoliales; Aquifoliaceae. The record is from the annotation of a GenBank genome assembly.